Pollicipes pollicipes is the source of this 654-nucleotide messenger RNA. RefSeq lists its product as uncharacterized. Gene Ontology annotation, molecular function: nucleic acid binding. The transcript is spliced from 2 exons. Gene Ontology annotation, biological process: DNA integration. The coding region runs from base 1 to 654 and encodes 217 amino acids. Lineage: Eukaryota; Metazoa; Arthropoda; Thecostraca; Pollicipedomorpha; Pollicipedidae. The record is from RefSeq and is a predicted model, not a curated record.
AUGAGGGAAGAAAUCCUGCAAAAAAUACAUGAAGGCCACCAAGGACAGGUCAAGUGCAAGCUGCGAGAAAGAGAAUGUGUCUACUGGCCAGACAUGAACAGAGACAUCGAGAGGGAGACGGCAAAGUGCACAACCUGCCAAAAGCACAUGAGGAGUCAGCAAAAGGAGCCGAUGGCACAAAUGGAGCUGCCAACGCGCCCAUGGCAGAUCAUCGGCACAGACCUCUUCCAUCUGAACUCCCAAACGUACCUGGCCGUCGCAAACUACUUCUCGAAGUUCCCGAUCGUAAGGAAGAUGCCGGAGCACUGCACCAGCAAAGCAGUCAACGCUCUGAAGGAAAUUUUCGCGGAAUACGGCAUCUCAGACACCAUCAGGAAUGACAACGGACCACAGUACGACUGUGAGUCGUUCGCCUGCUUCACGAGGGAGUGGAGCAUCGAGCACAUCACGAGUUCACCCCACUUCCCAGAGAGCAACGGUUUCAUAGAGCGGACCAUCCAAACGCUGAAGCAGACCAUGAAGAAGGCUCUAGAGAGCGGCAGUGACGUGCUCAUGGCGCUCCUCACCCUGCGGACGACGCCCAUCGACAGUCACCUGCCAAGCCCAGCCGAAAUCCUCCAAGGGGUUCCUCAAACAAUGCAGGAGGACCUUUGA